Molecule: messenger RNA, 548 nt
Organism: Haemonchus placei
Lineage: Eukaryota; Metazoa; Nematoda; Chromadorea; Rhabditida; Trichostrongylidae
Source: the annotation of a GenBank genome assembly
AUUUCUUCGUAGUCCUGGCUCCAAAAUAUCGCCACUGGUUCUUUCCUAGGAUGAAAGUGCUUGAGUCAUCAAAUAAGGACAACCAAACGCAAAAGACGAAAACCUUUCAGCAUUAUCUGCCCGAAGGCGAUCGAUGCUAUAGUUGUGUGCAUUGCAGAGCGAAUUUGGCCAGUCAUAAUGAUCUGAUAUCUAAGUCAUUCCAAGGCAGUCAAGGAAAAGCGUACCUGUUUAACUCACAUUAUCUGCCCGAAGGCGAUCGAUGCUAUAGUUGUGUGCAUUGCAGAGCGAAUUUGGCCAGUCAUAAUGAUCUGAUAUCUAAGUCAUUCCAAGGCAGUCAAGGAAAAGCGUACCUGUUUAACUCAGUUGUAAAUAUCGGUACUGGUCCGGCUGAAGAGCGGGUCCUACUCACGGGACUUCACGCUGUUGCUGAUAUCUAUUGUCAAUGUUGUAAGACAACCCUCGGCUGGAAAUAUAGCCGUUUAGCCAGCUUAGACUGCACUGGAGAAUUCAGCGUAGAGUUGGAUUGUAUAUCCGGAAAAAAUCGGUAA